CACUUUGAAGUUUGAAGUUUAUGUACGGGAUACCUCCUCAGGAUUUUGUUCGUUUUAUUCGGAAUUCUGGUUAACUGUAGAAUAUUCUAUUUUUCAAAAUGGACCAAAUGCUUCCAAGCCCUUAUAACAUUCCUGGUAUUGGGACACCUUUACACCAACCUGAAGAAGACCAACAAAUUUUGCCAAAUGCCUUGCAACAGCAACAACAGCCGCAUCAACAACAACAAUCCCAUUCCUUAGCUACCAUGGCGUCUCCUCUGGUCGGCUUCAGUCUUGGUACACCACAAAGAUCCAUGCACACCUACGCUCCAACAGCUAGUUAUGCUACACCGCAACAAAUGAUGCAACCCCAGACUCCACAAAAUAUGAUGUCUCCAAUGAUUACAAGCAGCAGCUUGGUGGGGCAGCAAAUGCUAAGCCAAGCGAGUCCUGCACCUAUGACCCCCAUGACUCCUCAUUCCGCCGACCCUGGGAUUCUACCACAAUUACAAAAUAUUGUUUCAACUGUUAAUUUAAAUUGUAAACUAGAUUUAAAAAAAAUAGCACUACAUGCGCGUAAUGCUGAAUAUAACCCGAAACGUUUUGCUGCUGUAAUCAUGAGAAUAAGGGAACCAAGGACCACUGCUUUGAUAUUUUCUUCAGGAAAAAUGGUUUGCACUGGUGCCAAAAGUGAAGAAGACUCACGAUUAGCUGCAAGAAAAUAUGCUCGGAUUAUUCAAAAACUUGGGUUUUAUCAAGCAAAAUUUUUAGAUUUCAAAGUACAAAAUAUGGUUGGCAGUUGUGAUGUAAAAUUUCCAAUACGAUUAGAAGGUCUUGUUUUAACCCAUGGACAAUUCAGCUCUUAUGAACCAGAGUUGUUUCCGGGACUCAUAUAUAGAAUGGUAAAACCAAGAAUAGUCCUGCUAAUAUUCGUGUCAGGUAAAGUUGUGUUAACUGGUGCUAAAGUGAGACAAGAAAUUUAUGAAGCUUUUGAUAACAUCUAUCCUAUUCUCAAAAGCUUUAAAAAACAGUAGUGGAGAAGUAUUAAAGCC
Molecule: messenger RNA, 1031 nt
Organism: Chilo suppressalis (striped riceborer)
Lineage: Eukaryota; Metazoa; Arthropoda; Insecta; Lepidoptera; Crambidae
Source: the annotation of a GenBank genome assembly